This is a messenger RNA of Psylliodes chrysocephalus, 2526 nucleotides long. NCBI's taxonomy places the organism in Eukaryota, Metazoa, Arthropoda, Insecta, Coleoptera, Chrysomelidae. The record is from the annotation of a GenBank genome assembly.
AUGCACAAAUUAAAAUAUGUAAAAAUUAUUGGCGAUGGAGACAGCAGUGUUUACCAAAAAAUUUGCUUUGAGAGACCCUAUGGAAGAACAAUGGUCCGCAAAGUAGAAUGCAUAAACCAUCUUCUCAGGAAUUAUUGGACAAAUUUGAGUGAUGAGAAAAAAAAAUACAGUUCAAAAAACAAAAUAGUAAGUCCAGGACUAAAAAAAGUUUUGAGUGAUAGAAUUUUGAAGUUACAAGUGGGAAUUAAAUCGGCUGUAAAUUACCACAGAAAAUAUACCAGUGAUAUUCUUGACAAUGUGAAGCAAUUAACUCUCCUUACCACACAUUUGGAAAUCAUUCAAACUGUGCACAAUAUAUUUGUAAAAGAGAACAAAACGAUAGAGAUUAUGUGCCACAAAUGGAAGAAUGAGGAUUUAUGGAUGACAUUGUAUCUGCUGAGGUUCACUUUGUGUCCAGAAUUGAUUAAGUUCUUGACGAUACCGCUUCCAAUUGUUCCUAAUCCAAUGAAUCCAAAAGUCAGCUUCGAAGCUAAGAUGUCUUUAGUAUUCAACAGUUCCGAAAUUGAAUUUAAGUUGAGGGUAGAUGUGACCCAAUCCGAAGGUCCAAAAAAAAGGUUGCUCAGAUGUGAUAGUACUUUAAGCAACAAUUCAUCCAUUCUGAAUGAAGAUGAAAUGGAAAUAGCAAAAAAUGUAGAAAGUAUCAUCGGAGAUAUUUUUCCAAUAAAAAGUAUUAAUAGUCCAGUACUUAGCCCUAAACCCGGACCUAGUACCCUUAAUGUUCCUUUGCCUGCACUGAUACAAGAUAAUGAUGACAUUAACUCUGAACCUUAUGGUUCAGAUUACUCAGAUGUAGAUCCUACUUAUCAUCCUCAUAGUCCUCAUUACUUAAACAAAAGCUUUGAAGAUGAUAAUGACGAAGUAAUGCCUGCUAGUCCCUUGGAUAAUGAAGAAAUGCAGACUUACAGUCCUCAUAACUCUAACAAAAGCUUUGUAGAUGACAAUGAUCAAAAAAUGUCCGAUAAUAGAUUAGAUACUGAAGAAGUACAGAAAAUGGUUUCAGUAAUCCUUAAUAAUGUUCUAGACGACGUAUGGAAUAAAGUUAAAAAGGUAACUAGAAAAAGAAAGUUGCAGCCUGAUAAUUGGAAAAAAAAUAUUGCCAAACAAAGACGUUCGGAUGGAUCAAAUUACAUUACUAAGAAAACACUUCGGUCUGCAAAAAUACCAAAGCCAACGAAUUGCGGUAGAUGCAAAUACAAGUGCAAUGAGCAUUUUAAUGAAGACAUACGAAUAGAACUCUGCAGGUCAUACUGGCAACUGAAUUUUAUUGGAAAAAAGAAUUUUAUAUUAGCCAACGUGACUAAACAUCAAGUAAAAACAAGACAAGUUAUACAAAAAUCAAAUAAAAAAUUAAGAGAUUUUACAACCAAAUGUUAUUUCCAGAGAGAAGAUAAAAAAAUACAAGUAUGCCAAAACUUUUUCCUGCGUACGUUGUGUAUAUCAAAAGACGUACUAAUGGAUGCUUGUGUCAAAAUGAAUGAAAUUGGUGUGUACUCAUCUGAAGACAGACGAGGCAAACAUACACCAAUUAAUAAAACAAGCCCUGAAGCAUUAUCUAUGGUAAAACAGCAUAUAGAAUCCUUUCCUGUAAUGGAAUCCCAUUAUUCAAGGAAAGAUACAAAAAAACAAUACUUAGAGAGCAACUUAUCUAUAAAGAAAAUGUACCACUCUUACAAAGAAUUAUGUGAGAUAAAGCAGACCAAACCAGUUUCCGAAUACUGUUAUAGAUCUGUAUUCUGUGAAGAUUAUAACCUUAGUUUUUUUAAACCCAAAAAGGAUCAAUGUCCAAUUUGCGUAAAUUAUUUCAAAGCCGAUGCAGAAAGGAAGUCCAGUCUAGAGUCACAGUAUUUACAGCAUCAAAAGAGAAAUAAGGAUUGUUUAGCCGCCAAAGAAGAAGACAAAAAUCGUGCAAAUUCCGAAAAAGAAUUUCUGUCCGUUACAUUAGAUUUGCAAGCGGUUUUACAGAUUCCAAGUGGCCAGGAAUUUAAAUAUUUCGAAAUACUUGAUCUUAAAUCAUUAGCAGCCAAAUUAAUUAAAAACAGAACACGAGAUGACAACAAUCUAACUGUAAACUGGUUGAAAAUAAAAAGACUGAAAUAUCUUAAAGACCAACCAAAUAAAAUUUAUUAUAAUUAUGACAUGUCCACUAACUUUCAAACCAUAACCAUUUCCAACACCAAUCAAAAUUUCGAGGAUUCACCGUCAACUAGAACCAGAAAACAAUGGAAAAAAAAUAAAGAACCUACAGCAAAUACCUUUGAGUUUCCAAGUGAAAUACCAUUUUUAUAUGACUCGCAGUUGCCAAUAAGUAACGCAAAAAAAAAAGAUCUGUUAAAACUCUGCCGAAAAGAAAUAAUUCCUGAAGAGCUUCAUGAGUGGUUCAACAAGUUAAAAUCAUCAGCUGAUGUUGUAGAUCGUAUACCGGACCUAGACGUCAACGAUGAGCCCGAAUCAGAAGAAGAAUCUUAA